AUGUUGCGUUGUGCGUACUUGUUGACUCGUGUUGACCGGCCCUACAUCAUUACAUCACGGACUUCGACACAUACACUGAUACAGCAUCCAGAACUUAAUGCGCACGUUUACCCAACGCUAUGUGCGAUCCAAACACUCACAACUCAAAAUGCACUUGAUAGGAUUGACGUCGAACUCGUCACAAACUUUUUAUUAUCGCUUCAACUUCCCUCCGACGCAUUCUCGGAGGACAGAUUCGGAGAGGCGGACACACGAUUUCUCCAUUGCUCCGUCAACGCAUUAUCGUUACUCGGUCAACUUUGUGCACUCCCAGGAGAUGGUCCUGGUCGGCGAGGACGUGCAAUAGCGCAUAUUGUGCAAUGCAGGAACUUUGAUGGAGGAUUUGGAACGUCGCCGGUGCGGAGAGUCAUGCUGGUCAAGGAUCCGGACGAGGGUGGAAUCGCCGAUCGACCGAACAACGCUGUAGUUGUGUUUCACACGCACUUCAGAUGCGCAGUUCUCAUUACUCGGAUAGCCGAACCCAGAGAGGAUCUUGACCCAGUGUAUUGUAUACCAGCACGUGUCACCGAGAAGCUGUGUACGGAAAGCGUGGAAGGCAUUGCCAAAGAGAGAGACAUGGCCAUGACGAUGCUGCAAUACCUAGACGUAUGGCUGUACGUACUGGUGCAAUUUGUGUAAUAACUGUAC
Molecule: messenger RNA, 687 nt
Organism: Fomitiporia mediterranea MF3/22
Lineage: Eukaryota; Fungi; Basidiomycota; Agaricomycetes; Hymenochaetales; Hymenochaetaceae
Product: terpenoid cyclases/Protein prenyltransferase
Exons: 4
Coding region: 1-678 (225 amino acids)
Biological process (GO): protein geranylgeranylation
Cellular component (GO): Rab-protein geranylgeranyltransferase complex
Molecular function (GO): Rab geranylgeranyltransferase activity
Source: RefSeq, a predicted model, not a curated record